Babesia bigemina is the source of this 3417-nucleotide messenger RNA. RefSeq names its product phosphatidylinositol 3-and 4-kinase domain containing protein, putative. The record is from RefSeq and is a predicted model, not a curated record. Bases 1 to 3417 code for a protein of 1138 amino acids. NCBI's taxonomy places the organism in Eukaryota, Apicomplexa, Aconoidasida, Piroplasmida, Babesiidae. Gene Ontology annotation, cellular component: endosome; membrane; phagophore assembly site. The transcript has a single exon. Gene Ontology annotation, molecular function: 1-phosphatidylinositol-3-kinase activity. Gene Ontology annotation, biological process: phosphatidylinositol-3-phosphate biosynthetic process; autophagosome assembly; phosphatidylinositol-mediated signaling.
AUGAAAUACGAAAACCAUGUGUCCAGAUGCCAUUUGGCUGGUUUGAUACAGGAUUUGGUUCCUCCAGACCCCAGGCUGCAUUUCCACAAAUUUGGCUUGCACGAAUUAGUAGUUUCGCUAGGUUCCUUGGCCUUUUUAUGUGAAGACUAUGGGAGUGAGAGGCGUAAUACUGCGGCCGACAACUCGGCCCUGCUGCCAUGUGAGAUUGCAGACCAGGAGGGGAUAUCAGACCCUAGUCGCCAGUGUCCUGUGGACCCACGCCAGGCCGACAUACAGCUCCGGUGUUCCCUACACGAAAAUGGUGAAGCUAUAUCGGAUACAGUGACUGUGUGUCUCAAUCGUAACCAGCUUACAGGCUAUCACGACGUAUAUCCCGGUAUUGAUGCACCGAGGUACCAUCGAGUGAAGCACCGCAAUACGUACAGCAGAGGUUCAAAAUCGCCAAUCUUUGGAAAACACAGCGCUUAUUGCUGUUCACUCCGACGUUACGCAGGUAAGAGUUGCGAAUUCAGGCUGCGGAGGCAUUUAAAAUGCCUCGUCGCAGCCUCCGUUAUGGAGGGAUCUUCGACCGAAGAGUGUUGGUAUGCCGAGUUGACAAAGUUGAUGUCUGGUUUUAAGUUUGGAAGAAAGUGUGAUAAUGAGGAAUUUGCCAAACCAGCAGUUAAAAGCCUAUUUCGGCGUCAUCGACAGCGGCGCCGCAAGUGGCAUGCACGACAACAUGACCGAAUAAAGGUUCCAAUUAUUGUCCAUAUAGACACAUUUCUACGAUUCCAGACUCCUAAUUGGCGGUACAAACAGUGCUCAAAUCUCGUCCUGCGAAGCGAGAUUUUUAUGGCUGGUCUGCUAUUCGCGAAGUCGCAAUUGGACAUAACGCCAAGAAACAGUUCCGUGAACGGUUACGUAGACAUGUUUUAUGCUCGCGAAUCCCCACUGACGGAGCAAAAUGAAGUUUGUAACAUCCAUUCUUGCUGCUGCAGCCCCGCCCAACGUCGCGUUUGCGCAUCCCACCUCACCAGGAUAUGCGAGGAUUUAAAACGCAUCAUUUCCUUCAUUUACCGCAACAACUCUCUCAUAAAUAUGUCUCACAUGGGACCAUAUCGCUAUCUUAUGUACUUUUACUUGCAGGUUCUUGCCUUUUCGGGGAGCAUUGCCAUUGAGCGCUGUGCAGAAGGGAUUCCGAGAGCCAUAUUGACAGUGGGUGUAGUUCAAGUGGAUAAAUUUGUAUCAGCCAACCGGUGUACCGCCUUUUCUACUCUUCAUAUGAUGCUACAUUCGGGGGGCAAGCGUACACAGUUAUCGCAUGCGCCCGGUUGGCUGUCCGAUCGUUACAGUAGUGACCGAACGCUCUCUCCAGGUUGUGCCAACAUGUCGAAGUUGGAACGUUUAUUUGCUACAGAUGACCAGCGCUAUAGGAAUCGUGUUUGGCGUCGUCGCGUGGGAAGUAUCUACCUUGGCCAGGGAUGCGAAGAAAAUACAAUACGAAGGAUAGUUCGUAUGACGCAUAUUAUUGACAAUGCCCCCGUAUGUGGAAUGCCUACAGUUCUGGGAUUCAUCCAAGCCCCAGCUUUUUACAGGGACCAAUAUAUGAUUUGCCCCAUGAUGGCCGAAACUUUGAGUAUUAACAGCAGGAUGUUCGUCCCUGGUGGCGGGCUUUCCUUCUUUCCGGAGCCACCAGAUAUAUCGUUUCUGAAAUGCUUGUUAUCCACGCCCCUAUACAGUGUAAGUAGUGCCCCAGGAACAUUGGACACUUUUGAUGUGACUGGAUCGCGUGGUCGCAUCGGUUACCGGAAGAUAAACGAGUUGGUGUGGCGGUACCAGCGGCUCAUGUCCUUGUCAGGAAGUGCGUUGAGCACCUUCCUCCGUUUUGUUGACUGGAGCUCGCCAACAGAGUGUUAUGCCGCGAUACGAGCUAUGUAUGCGUGGCAAGAACCUUGUUUAGGCACGCUUCUGGAGCUUGUUUCACGCGACUUUGCCCCGCCUCAUGUGCCUAAAGAGGUGCAGGAGUACGCAUGUGAUCUGUUGAUUAGGAAGUAUACGACGAAAAAGUUGGUUCGGUUCUUACCUCAGCUGGUCGUUGCCCCAGGAUCGCGCAGGGUUAUUCACCACUUGAUAGAAGCAUGUCGCACUGACCACGAAAUAGCUAUCAGGAUGUAUUGGGCGCUGGAGAGCUGGGAUAAGCCAAUUACACGCCCAUCGCAUGAGAUGACCCAUUUUCUCGGCGUGAUUCAGGCAGGUGGUGAAAGUCAAGGCGUAUUUCACGCUAUAAAGUCUCAGCGCCUGUUGCGACAGCGCUUAAAUUUUCUCAUGCAACAGUUGAAAUCGACUUCGCAUGGUCACACUGGGAGAAGCGCCACCUUGGCUGGAGCGCUUCAAAGCGAAGACGUGCGUGAGCUUUUCCACGGCUUGGGAACUUGCAUGGGAUCUGAUGCGAACGUUAGGUUCAAUGUACAGCUACCUUUAUUCAGCAACCCAUCAUUUUGGAUACGAUCCAUUGACACAGGUCGCUGCAGCGUCGUCAAAACGAGUCACGACCCCCUUCUUUUGGCGUUCUACGUGUCCGAUAUUGCAGCUGCUCAGCAAGGACUGGAUAGCGCUAGUUCCUUAGCAGAGCACACGGGAACAAAAAUUUCUUCACAAAGGGAGGGACACUUGCAUAUGAGAUACGUGAUGUUCAAAAACAGUGAUGACCUUCGUUUGGAUCAAUUGUGCCAACAGAUCGUCAAGGUCGCGGACGUUCUCCUGAGGCGUCAUGGCGUGGAGUCGUAUAUAAAAAGCUAUGAGGUAACCCCGACGAGUUCCAGGGACGGUUUCGUGGAGUUUUUGAUGGAAACGAAGUCGCUUUCUGCUGUUAUGGCUGAUCACGGCAGCGUCGAAGCGUAUGUUUUAGGUGAUAACCCGUCACUUGUAGACGCGCUGACCAAACGCCUGAACUUCGUCGGCAGUCUGGCCUCUUACAGCGCGUUGACGUACCUUUUGGGAAUCGGGGAUCGCCACAACGACAAUCUGAUAGUGAGCCGCAGCGGUCACGUGGUACAUGUAGACUACGGGUAUGUGUUGGGGUCAGACCCGAAACCGUUUUCUGCCCCUCCCUUUAAAUUAUCGCCUGAGUUGUUAGAAUUUCUGGGAGGGCACAAUUCUUACUUCUACCACCGUUUCAAGGAACGAUUCUAUCUUGUGUUCACGAUAUUGCGCCGCCAUGCAAAGUUGAUUAUCAUGCUGUUAUACAUAUUGGUCGAUAGCAAUUUGAAAAACGUGAAUCUUAGUGCAAUGGUCGAGAUGGAAUCUAAGUUCAUGCUUACAGAACAUCGAGACUAUGACUUGCGCCAGCACGUUAAUUCUCUGGUUGAGACUUCUGCCUCGGCUUGGACCGCCACAUUGUCUGAGAAGUGGCAUAAGUUUGCGAUGAGAUGGACUUGA